Molecule: messenger RNA, 3162 nt
Organism: Epinephelus lanceolatus (giant grouper)
Lineage: Eukaryota; Metazoa; Chordata; Actinopteri; Perciformes; Serranidae
Biological process (GO): T cell receptor signaling pathway; protein localization to plasma membrane; integrin-mediated signaling pathway
Cellular component (GO): plasma membrane
Molecular function (GO): protein binding
Source: RefSeq, a predicted model, not a curated record
ACCGUUUUACACAUGUACAAACCUGAAGAGUGAUGAGCGGCACGACCUGCGAUGGAAAAGGAAGGGCUGAUGAACGUCAAAGCUCUGAGGGCCAAGUUUCAGGAAGAGGCCUUUCUUGCUCAAUCCAAAACCAGUCGACCAGCUGUUGCAGAGAAACCCAAACACCUCCCACCUCCUGGGGGUCACUGCAGCUCUGUGGUCAGCAGUAUUAAUAUCGCUGUGGAAAACAAGACACCAGUGGUUCCCCGGGUCAUCUUCAGAGAUGGGCUGCGGGCAUCUGGAGGCAAACGACCAAUUUCCUUUCCACCACAACCUCAACAGACCUCCCCCUCAUCCCAGCUUACUAAUGGAGACAGCACAACAAGGCAGUCCCUCAAAGACAGACACAUGCCUCUGGUGCUUCCUGUCCUGCCUGUGAAGGAGAAAAAGACAGAACCGCCAUCCAAAAAGGAGCACAAACUGGAACCAGAUCCAGGGAAAGAAGUCCUGCCACAAACUAAAAUCAAGAAGAAAGGUUUGCUGCUUCCUUUUAAGUCUGCCAAGGCAUCAAAGGUCAGCACAGAAAAUGUGGAGGAGCCUACGUAUGCUGAUUUAACCACCAGACCUUCCAGUGCUCCCGGCGAGUUGCCCUCUGUAGAAAAGCAAACAACAGAGGAUGGGGUUUCUCUUCACAGUGACCAAUCUACCGCUGAGCUUCCCUUCUCCAGCCCAGAUAUCCCAAUCACCCCUCCUCCUGCAGAUACAAGUGUCGACUCCGAACACAAAAUCAUUAGCACCUUGGAGAGGGCCAAGAGGAAGUUUUCACGCAGUCAUGUGUUGAUCUCUGCCAAACCUAAGAGCUUACGUUCCCCUGACUACAUCUCAAAAGACAAGGUGUUCCCUUCACUGCCAAAGAACGCUGACUGUGUUGAGCCUGAGCCACCUGUGCCCCCGCCAGCGUGUUUUCCCCACCUGGCUUGUCUGUCAGCCCGACCUUUCUUCAAAGCAAACCACUCAUCACGCAAGUCUCCGUUGGAUAAGCAUUUUGACAGAGGUAAAGCUCUUCCCUCUGUUGAACCUCAUCCAACCUCCGCUCCUCCAAAGAAGCCUCUACCUGACGUGAGGUCCCUGGGCCUGUUGCCACCAAAGCCCCCCAGACCUCCAUUAGUAGAUCUCAGCUGUUACCACCAACUCACAGAUAACGAGGUGUCACCAGGUCUCAGCCAAGCACCAAGCGAAGAACCAGUGUCUGAGCUCCCAUCCAUCUCCAACUCUGUACUCGACGCUCCCGAGUUUCCAGACUUUGAGAGUACAGAGAUUGAAAUGUUAGAGGGUGAAGCUGUUGACAUUGGUGCUCUAGAACUGGAGGCCUUAGACUUAGUCAGCACUGACUUUCCUGCACCAGAUGACCAUGGGGUCACCGAUUUCGAGAAUCCACAACCUGAUGUAUCAGCGUGUGAUCCCGCCGAGCCCUUAAUGAGCACCUGUGUCCAAGAUCUGAACCUUGGCAGUCCAAACAUAAUCCCCCUCGACCCAGACAGCUUCCCUGAACCAAUAAACCUUUCAGAGUUCCCAGAGCCUGCUGAGUCAGAGCAGUGGUCUCAGAGCGAGGAGGCCAUCGUAGAGCCUCCUUCUAGCCCUCAUGCUGAGGAGACUGAACAGGGAGCUGCUGAGUCUCACUCUGCUGCACAGGAAACAGACAAUGGUGACCACGCAGCAUUGAAUAAUGGGCUUCAGUCACAUCCAAAUGUAUCUGGACAGGACAGUUACUAUGAAGCAUGUGAUAAUGUGUACGAGGACGUCGAGAACAUCAACAAAUUGAUCUUGGGCCAGCACUCGCGUAAACGAAAAGGAGGUCUGAAAAAUCCAUAUGCUGACAACCACCACACGAAGGAGGAGGCGUCUCUUAACAUAUGGCCGCGGAAUCCAUGGGGCAGUGUAUCAGGAGAACACGCUCAUUUGGUCCAUAAUCAUGUCCACAGUAAAGAACGCCAAAGUCCCAACACUGCUGACCACAAAGAGCAGAAGAAGAGGGAAAAACAGCGACUGGAGAAAGAGAAAAAGGAGCAGAAAGAAAGGGAGAAGAAGGAAAAUGAAAUGAAAAAGAAGUUCAAAGUGACCGGCGAAGAGGAGCCCAUGUACCACGCCAAGGUGAUGGUGGCUAGCAAAGUUCGCAAGAAUGACCUGCCAGUGAAGAACGGCGACACGGUCAGCAUCAUUCGCACCACCAACUGCCCCAAAGGCAAAUGGUUGGCCCGAGACUCCAACCACAAGUACGGUUAUAUUUCAGUGAUGAAUGUCGAACUGAAUAUCAAAGAAAUGCUGGAACUUGGCAAGAAGGCCCAAGCAGCUGGACGAGGAGGCAACGUGGAGGGAGACACCAUCAGCAUUGGGAGCAGAUCCUCUAGCCACCCUGUGCUGACAAGCAGCUUCACAGAUGACAGUGAGGAGUGGGCAUGUGAAGAUGAGACCCUCUCACCCACAGAUGAAAGCCAUAACUUUUCCCAUCAGACUGCCUCCCUGCCUGAGAUGUCAUGUGGUCAUGUCAGCGCCCAGCACACUCUGAGCGAUGCCAACCUGGAAGACCUGCACACACAGACCAGACAUGAGGCCCUGCAGAAACUAGCCAUCUUCUUUCAACAUGGCAAAGAUGAAUUUGGUGACAUCCUUGAUGGUGGCGGACCUACACCUACAAAUGCUGAGUCAUCAAGCUUCUUGUGUGCUGUUGAGGAGCCUCCAUAUCCUGAACAGGAGGUUGACUUCACAGAGCUGGAGUUUCUUCCUCCCCCGCCGCUGUAUGCUGACACCUUCUGAACUUUUUGGAUGUGAAACUCUGCCAUUAAGACGCUGUGCCAAGUAUUUGAAUAUACUUUUUGAUCCUAUGCAGUGGAAAAAACAAUCAUGGAUGGAGCUGCUGAUGUGACUUUAUUAUAAUUCUGACCUCACCUUAUUGUUAAGUUUAUUUCACAUUAUGUUCUACACUUUUCUUUUCUCUGACGUUAGUUAAUGGAGCACAAAUUGAGUCUUUGCACUCCAAAGAGCAGUGACAUAAAGAAGCCAGCUAUUCACUCGUAGAAGCUUUAAUUUAAGGAUUUGUUUGUGAGUGUGUUCUUUCGUGUUUGGGUUUUCUUUUGUUUCUUUUACAUUUAAUAAAUAUUUGUUAAUGAUUUAAGCCUUUGAUGA